AUGAAGUAUCCUCUGGAUCCUUUGGUGAAUGAGCUGACCUUUCCUCUUCUUUUUUUCUGGUUUAGUUUGCCAUUUGUAAUGCUGUUGAUCAUAAUGAUUAUCUGGCUACAGCUUCUACUUAAUGAAGCACAGAUACCCAGUGCAGAAGAAAUAAAGCAACAAUCUUCUGAUGAGCCUGAUUCUGACUCUAAAGCUGAGGAUGAACCAACGGAGGAAGAAAACCAGAAGCACAUAUCUAGUAUAGAAACUCAAGAGGAGAUACAAUCUAGUGGAUCUCUAGGAAAACUGAGCCCUAAGCCUGCUUAUCUGAGUUCAAAACCAAAAAGCGAAAAGCAAAGUCUUCUUGCUGCAAUCUCAGACAGUUGUUCUCAGAGCCAGAAGAUAAGACCUUCCCAUGGUGAGAAGAACAAUCUCUGUAACAUCGUGAUG
This is a messenger RNA of Pelecanus crispus (Dalmatian pelican), 429 nucleotides long. NCBI's taxonomy places the organism in Eukaryota, Metazoa, Chordata, Aves, Pelecaniformes, Pelecanidae. The record is from RefSeq and is a predicted model, not a curated record.